Molecule: messenger RNA, 2931 nt
Organism: Fragaria vesca subsp. vesca
Lineage: Eukaryota; Viridiplantae; Streptophyta; Magnoliopsida; Rosales; Rosaceae
Product: importin subunit beta-1-like
Exons: 2
Coding region: 1-2613 (870 amino acids)
Biological process (GO): protein import into nucleus
Cellular component (GO): nucleus; cytoplasm
Molecular function (GO): small GTPase binding; nuclear import signal receptor activity
Source: RefSeq, a predicted model, not a curated record
AUGGCUGCAGAUAUUACUCAGUAUCUAUUGGCAGCUCAAUCAGCAGAUGCAGGAAUUCGUACUCAAGCAGAGUCUGUUCUGAGGCAAUUUCAAGAGCAAAACCUUCCUGGUUUUCUUCUGUCAUUGUCAGAUGAGCUAGCCAACAAUGAAAAGCCAAUCGAAUCCCGGAGGUUGGCUGGUAUUAUUUUGAAGAACUCCCUGGACGCUAAAGAUGCUGUUACAAAGGAACGUCUUGUGGAGCAAUGGAUGGCUGUUGAUAUUGCUUUUAAAUCCCAAAUCAAGGAAAGGCUCUUACUGACACUUGGGUCAUCUGUGCGAGAAGCUAGGCACACCUCUGCUCAAGUUAUUGCCAAAGUUGCUUCUAUCGAUAUUCCUCGGAAACAGUGGCCUGAGCUAAUUGCAUGUUUGCUUAAUAACAUGACUAAGGGAGAUAGCUCUGGUGAUUUGAAACAGUCAACCUUGGAAACUCUUGGUUAUGUUUGUGAGGAGAUAUCCCCUACUGAACUUGGGCAAGACGAGGUGAACUCGGUUCUUACUGCUGUUGUGCAAGGAAUGAACCAUGCUGAGAACAAUCCUGAUGUCCGUCUUGCUGCAACAAAGGCUUUAUAUAAUGCCUUGGAGUUUGCUGAGUCAAACUUUCAAAAUGAGAUGGAGCGAAAUUACAUCAUGAAGAUGGUCUGUGAAACAGCCUUGUCGAAAGAAGUGGAGAUUAGGCAGGCGGCUUUUGAGUGCCUUGCUUCAAUUGCUUCUACAUACUAUGACGUGCUGGAGGCAUACAUGCAGACUCUCUUUGAGCUUACUUCAAAUGCUGUAAAGGGGGAUGUAGAGGCUGUUGCCCUCCAAGCAAUCGAGUUUUGGAGCUCCAUUUGUGAUGAAGAAAUAGAAUUGCAAGAGUAUGAGAGUGCUGAUGUUGGGGAUUCUGGGUAUCCGCAUUCACGUUUUAUUGAAAAAUCUCUGUCAUAUUUGGUUCCAAUGCUGCUGGAAACUUUGCUGAAGCAGGAAGAAGAUGUAGACCAGGAUGAUAACAUCUGGAGCAUCUCCAUGGCUGGUGGGACAUGCCUGGGACUUGUUGCAAGAACUGUUGGUGAUGCAAUUCUUCCCCUUGUGAUGCCAUUUGUGGAGGCUAACAUUGUGAAGCCAGAUUGGCGUUGUCAGGAAGCUGCUACUAUGGCAUUUGGCUCAAUCCUUGAAGGCCCAACCAUUGACAAGCUAUCAGUACUUGUCCAUUCAGGUUUGGAUUUUUUAUUGGUGUUAAUGAAAGAGGGAAACAAUCAUGUCAAGGACACUACUGCCUGGACUAUUGGCCGUAUAUUUGAGUACCUGCACAGUCCUGCCAGUGGCUUUUCUGUUAUUUCUUCAGAUAACCUUCCAAAAGUAGUGGAAGUACUGUUGGAAAGUAUCAAGGAUGCUCCAAAUGUUUCUGCUAAGGUUUGUUGGGCGAUAUAUAAGCUUGCUGAGGGGUACGAAGAUGCUGGAAGUCUCUCAUCACUUUUUACGCCUUAUAUACAUAGGAUCAUCGAAAGUCUUCUCUUUGCUGCUAGUCGCACAGAUGUGGAUGAUUCUAGAUUGAGGUCUGCUGCCUAUGAAUCAUUGAACGAGGUAGUGAGGUGUUCCAAUAUCAAAGAAACAUCACAUAUUAUGCGAGAACUACUCCUUGUGGUUUUACUGAAGUUGAGUCAGACUUUAGAGCUUCAGAUUGACAAGGAAAAGCAAGCAGACUUGCAGGCUUCUCUUUGUGGUGUUCUCCAGGUUAUAAUCCAGAAAGUCAGCAGUGCUGAUGAUUUGGAAACCAGGUCUAUCAUAUUAUCAGAAGCAGAUAAGAUUAUGGUUUUGUUUCUUAAUGUCUUUGCUUGUCGAAGUUCCACGGUGCAUGAGGAAGCAAUGCUUGCUAUUGGUGCCCUUGCUCAAGCUACUGGAUCUGAGUUUGGCAAGUACCUUCCUGAGUUCUACAAGUAUUUGGAGAUGGGAUUGCAAAAUUUCCAGGAAUAUCAAGUCUGUUCCAUUACAGUUGGUGUCGUUGGUGACAUUGUUCGUGCAUUGAAUGACAAGGCGUUGCCAUAUUGCGAUGGGAUUAUGCAACUUCUGCUGGCAAAUCUUUCCAGCGAAGCACUCGACCGGUCUGUGAAGCCUCCAAUAUUCUCUGUCUUUAGCGACAUAGCUCUCUCAAUAGAGGAGAAUUUUGAGAAGUAUGUUCCCUAUGUGGUGCCAAUGAUGCAGAGAGCUGCAGAGCUUUGUGCUCAGAUGGACGCCAAUGAUGAUGAGCUAAUGGAGUACGGUGACCAGCUUAAGUGUAGCAUAUUUGAAGCUUAUUCUGGUAUACUUCAGGGAUUCAAGAAUUCAAAGUCUGAGGUCAUGUUGCCCUAUGCACCACAUCUCUGGCAGUUCAUCGAAUUGGUUUUGAGGCAGAAGCACAGGGAUGUCCAGCUGACAAAAGCCGUAGCUGCUGUGAUGGGUGACCUUGCAGAUGUUCUUGGCACAAACACAAGGCAACUGUUUGCAGACCUGAAAACCUGUGCAGACUUUUUGGGUGAGUGUCUUGGAUCUGAUGAUGAUGACCUGAAGAAAACCGCUUCUUGGACUCAGGAUAGGAUUAAGAGCAUCCUUGUUUCUUGAGUCAAGGCUGGUUCUUUUGUAAGUGCUGGUGGCCUCGGUGAAUUGUAAUGGUGUCAAGGAAGUUAGGAGUUGCUUAGAUAAUGAAUCUCUCUUUUGCAUUCUUGGGGUAAGUUCUGUGACGUUUGGAGUUUCUUUUUUCUAUUUUGAGAACCAACUCUAUUGAGGUCACCAUGGAGGUAGCCUGUUUUACUAUUUUCGAACUCUGUUUAGUGUAAUGCAUCAUCCACUGAUCAGUGGGUUUGAGUCAGCCUAUGUUUCUCACUCUAUUUUCUUGCUCUAGUUCCUUUUUAUGAAGAAAUAUAUGCUGUUUUUCCUGUU